This is a messenger RNA of Sorex fumeus (smoky shrew), 1401 nucleotides long. RefSeq names its product Rh blood group CcEe antigens (gene RHCE). NCBI's taxonomy places the organism in Eukaryota, Metazoa, Chordata, Mammalia, Eulipotyphla, Soricidae. The transcript has 10 exons. Gene Ontology annotation, cellular component: plasma membrane. Gene Ontology annotation, biological process: ammonium homeostasis; ammonium transmembrane transport. The record is from RefSeq and is a predicted model, not a curated record. Gene Ontology annotation, molecular function: ammonium channel activity. Bases 1 to 1254 code for a protein of 417 amino acids.
AUGGGCUCAAAGUACCCACGGUCUGUGCGGGGCUGUCUGCCCCUGUGGGCUUUAGUGUUGGAGGCUGCUCUUAUUGUCAUCUUCUUCUUUUUCACCACCUAUGAAACCUCCCCGAAGGAUCAGAGAAUGCUCCUGAGGAUCUAUCCGGCUCUCCAGGAUGUUGCAGUUAUGGCAGCCCUAGGCUUGGGCUUCCUUACCUCCUCUUUGCGGAGACACGGCUGGAGCAGCGUGGCCUUCAACCUCUUUAUGCUGGCCCUCGGGGUGCAGUGGGCAGUCUUGCUGGAUGGCUUCCUGAACCAGUCAUCACUUGGGAAGGUCAUCAUCACACUGUCCAGUAUCCAGAUGGCCACCAUGAGCGCUAUGUCCGUGCUAAUCUCAGCAGGUGCCGUCCUGGGCAAAGCCAAUCUGGUACAGCUAGUACUGAUGGUGUUGGUGGAAGUGACAGCCUUCGGCACCAUGAGGAUGGUCUGCAGGCGGUUCCUCAACAUGGACAGCCACGUAAGCAUGAUGCACAUCCACGUGUUUGCAGCCUAUUUUGGAUUGACUGUGGCCUGGUGCCUCUCAAGGCCUCUGCCUGAGGGAACGGAGGAGAAAAAUCACACAGCAACCAGUCCCAGUUUGUUUGCCAUGCUGGGAACCCUCUUCUUGUGGAUGUUCUGGCCGAGUUUCAACUCAGCUCUGCUGGACAUUCCCAGUCACAGGAAGAAUGCCAUCUUCAAUACCUACUAUGCUCUAGCGGUCAGCGCAGUGACAACCAUCUCGAUAUCAGCCUUGACUCACCCCCAAGGGAAGAUCAGCAUGACGCAUAUCCACAAUGCAGUGCUGGCAGGAGGUGUGGCUGUGGGCACCGCAUGUCAUCUGAUCACAUCUCCUUGGCUGGCCAUGGUGCUGGGCCUUGCAGCUGGACUUAUCUCCAUUGGGGGAGCCAAGUGCUUGCCGGUUUGCUGUAACCGUGUGUUUGGGAUCCAUGACACUGGAGGCGUGCACUACACCUUCGGCCUGCCUGGGCUGCUCGGAGGGGUCACCUAUAUUGUGCUGAUCAUUCUUCAAACCAACUGGACCAAGACAUCCAUGAUCGGCUACCAAGUGCUUAUUGACACUGGGGCGCUCAGCUUGGCUGUGGCUGUGGGUUUGGUGUCUGGUCUCCUAACAGGUUUGCUCUUAAAUCUCAAAAUUUGGAGAGCACCUCACGUGGCUAAAUAUUUUGACGACCAAGCUUUUUGGGAGUUUCCUCAUUUGGCUACUGGAUUUUAAACAAAAUCAUUCAAGAAAAAAACAAGGCUUGUUUACAAAUAAGACAGCAUCCUUUCACUGUUGCCCACCUUUUUUGCGUGACAAGCCCAUUGCAAAGUCUCUGUAUGUACAAUGCAAUAAUACAAAGUCAAAGAUGGUUUUGAUGUU